Messenger RNA from Rodentolepis nana, 5202 nucleotides. NCBI's taxonomy places the organism in Eukaryota, Metazoa, Platyhelminthes, Cestoda, Cyclophyllidea, Hymenolepididae. The record is from the annotation of a GenBank genome assembly.
AUGGAACCAUCAUCAGGUUCUCUUCGCUUUAAAAUUUCACUUUCAAAACAGGAAAUGGAGCAUGAGGAGCCAGAAAUUUCGUCAACAGAAAUUCCCCAUAAAACGAGUUAUUCGCUCUAUAUUGUACUGAGUGAAAUCCAUCGGCUGUGUGUUAAACGAGAUCAUAAAGGCAUUUUUAUUCAACCUGUCACUGAAGAUAUUGCUCCCAAUUACUUCUCGUUCAUAUCUGAUCCUAUGGAUUUAGGUACAAUGUAUAAAAGACUCUCCUCUAGAAAUUUCUACUCCACAGCUGGACAGUAUUUAGAUGAUCUCCGUUUAAUGUGUCAGAACGCAAUGUUAUAUAAUCCUCCUGACACUAUCUACUAUCAGAAAGCUCGCAGUAUGCUGGCCUUUGCUGAAAAACUAAUAUCUCCCCCAGGCCUGAGAAAACUGUCGGCGGAAUUGCUCAAAACUUGCCGUCCUCUUACUGAGGAGGAGAUGGGUUUUCCGCCCAACGUGACGCCUAAGCAUCAUCAUCAUCAUCAUCAUGGAGGCCACCAUGGACACCAUAGUCACAAACAUCAUCAAGAGGAUUUCCAACCAGGACCCAGUUCCAGAUCCUCCACCGUGUCAAAAUUCAAGGAAGAGGUAGGCGAGAAAGCCGAAGAGGUGGAGGAUUAUGCACCACGGUCAGUUGAGCGUGAAGAACUCGAUGGCACCCCCUCAUCGUCUUAUUCCUCUCAGCACCGCAAACGCCGGUCUUCGAACGCUUCCAUGUCAUCAGUUUCUGCGACAAAAGUACCGCGCUACGCCAAUAGUCCUCCUCACUUGAUCCCCGAAGUGGAUGACUCAUUUGUAGGACGAAUUGAUAGCCCACGCUUUCGUCCCAGUUCCUCGACUCAAUCAACCUGUGGUCGUAGUGAUGUGGUAGCCAUUGAUCUGGAGAAUACAGAAGGCGAUCUAAUGGAUUAUUCUUUUGGGGCUUCUCCUGGGUCUUCCUCCACAAUUUCAUCUUCAGCUAACCGGAGUUCCCGCAGGCCGUCGAGAAAUCUCGCCAGUCGUCGUUCCUCGACCACAACCAAUUGCGUUGCACCCAAUCCUCGUCAGUCGUGCACCGCCUCCACAAAAUCACGUCGGAGGCCUGCAGCAACUGCUGCUGCAGCUGUUGAGCAGAGAACGUACGCUGAAGAUGCGUGGACCUUCACUGACACCAUGACCGACCGUACACCCCCAGAUCAAGUAAUUGCUCAAGUGAAGAAAGCAGCUCAAAAUGCGAGGGCGAAGUAUUUGGCGAAGUAUGGACAACCUGGUCGACAGACUGUUGUCUAUCUCGAUACGAGUGAAACAGGAAAGGUCUACGCGAAGCACUGCAUUGACGGCCAUGGCAACCGUGAUCCAAGUUGCUCGAGCCCUCUUGAAGGAGGAUGGGAGGAGGGUCGAAAAGUGGUCAACUAUCCGCUGGCAAUGCGACAACUCCUCACUCCAAAGGCCCAGGCAAGUGGUGGAGUGUCAGGAUAUCACGGGCUGAUUGAGCAGAUGACCUCUCAGCAAGUCGCCACUCUCCAUGCUCUUUCAAAGUUGAAAUACGAUCCUUCGGAGCCUAUUGCUAUGGGCAUUCAUGGACCUCUGGCUAUCUUUGAGAAGGAGGAGCUGGCGCAGAUGAUAGACGCCUACGGAGGUGCUAGUGACUUGACGAUUGUGGAGAGUGUUCUCUCCCUCCUCAAAUUUGUGGAACCCAUCGGUUUAGAAGCCCGACGUGUUGCGCACCUUCGACUCGCCGAUGCUACUGAUGGCUACCAUGCUCAAAUGCUCAUCUCCUUCGCUGACCCAAAAUCACCCUACCACGCCUCUAAUUGGAUGAGGAGGGCCAAUCUCACAAUUGACCCCUCCAUUGUGGAAGAAUUCAAGGCAACUUUUGAGGAGGGGAGUGCUGAAGGUGCUGCCGAUCCAACGCUCCAAGUGUCGGUUUCAAGAUCUGUCACACACGACUAUACAUCAUCGGUUUCGUUGAUGGCUUAUUACACAGCCAAUACUUGCAAUAGAACCACAUAUUUAGUUUCUAUUGAAUUUCUUAAAUAUGUUCUUAUUUUCAAGACUACAAGCACCACCACCACCUCGUCAGUCCAGUUAUCUGCCAACGACUUGCAAGCCCUAAAUGAGGAAGAAUCCGUGAGUGGAAGUGAUACAGUUGGCGGUGGAGGUCAAAUGUCAAUAGCAAAACUCCCCUCAAAUACCUUGACAACUAACACAACGGACAAACAGAUGACCGCCUUCCAACCUCACAAUAAUUCCACCGAGGAAGAGACAGCUUCAGAUGAACAAGCUGAAGAAGGUGGAAAAGACGGAAAGGAGGAAGAAGAAGAGGAGGAGGAAUCUUUCGAUAUUUUGACUGAAGCCCUGAAUGCUGCAAUUGUUACGCCUGCGGACAGGAAUCAACCGGUUUUACCGGAUGUUGCAACGGUGAAUGAACUGGCUCAGAUCUCAGCACUGACCGCGGCUAUCAGUCCAAUUCAACAGAACUACAUGCCUCUUCCUACUAGUCCGAUCCAACAUAGUCCAGGGGUGCCUACCACCUCAGCAAUACCCCAGAAUGUUCAAGCAAUGGCGUGCGGAGGGGGGACGCCCGUAACCUCACCAAUGCCUCCUAUUGGCCAGGCAGGAGAACCGAAGUAUGUCCCUGUAUUGGCAUCCGGUGCUCAGGUGUAUCCCCCAGCUUCUCUCCAAAUUGGAUAUACCCUGAUGCAGCAGUCCGAAUUAGCUCAGAAUAUGGAAGCAAACUCAUUGCCAGUUCAGGAAACAACGAUGAGAGCUGCAGAACCACUGAGUGAUCCAAUGUCAGCCCCCUUAGAAUCCCUUCAAACAAUAGAUACUCAAAUCUGCCACUCAAGUACAGCUCAAAAAAUGGAUAUUCCCAGUGUUCCUGGAGUCCCAAAACCUGCUUCAGUACCACUCCAUGAAGCACAAGAUCUUCCUGUCAUAGAAAAGCACAUCGAUCUUUCGAAUAUUUCAGAACCUGUCCAAACAGGAACAACUCAGCCUUGUCUAUCUGAAACAGCUGUUGAAGACUCGUCAAAAGCGGAUGUAUCUUCAUUCAACCCUGAUGUGACGGUUAAUUCGCCCCACUUAGAAGCGUUAGAGUCCCAGAUUAAUAUUGAGGUGCCUAACGCAAAUAUUGAUCCAUUGGAAACUACUGCAAAUACACAACUAAAAUUUGAAGUAAAUACACAUGAACGCCUUGAAUCCUCUUGUACUCAAGAUCAAGCCGAUGAAAACGAUAAGAAGGAAAUAAGUGUGCUUUCAGAGAGUCAGCAGCCAUUUCUUACUAACUUGAUUCAAUCUACUUCUGGGGGACCUGUCUCUGACUCCAUUGUAAUACAGGACAAUCAGGCUGUCCCAGUAGUUGAAAGUUUCGUAGAACCUCAGAAUAUUCCACCAGACCCACAGAUUUACCAGUCUGAAUUUAUUCCAACGUUGAAUGUUGCUAAAGAGCCUGCAGAGUUGAAAGUUUCUUCAGAAACACCUGCUCCUCAUCUUUGUUCUGACGGAUUUGCUCUGAGCAAAGAUGUGGAUGCUAUUCCAAAAAAUGUGUUAGAGUCUGAAGACGUUGACCAGAAAUCUAUCGAAACCGCAAUUCUUUAUGACCUUCCCGUAAUGGAAGAAAAUGCAGAAAACUCUCAAGAGGUAACCCAGCAGAAGUCGCUGCAUGGGCGUACUUCAGAAGAAGGUUUGGAAGUUUUAGAAGUUGAGCCUACUACUGCUGGAAUUCAAGUAGAAGGUCAUGAAAUCGGAUCUCCAGAACUUCAACAAAAAGAAGUCGCAGAUAAAUCUAAAUGUGCUGGAUUAUUGUAUAAGGGGGGUUUUCAGCAAGGGAGAUUUCCAGAUACUGUCACAACUAAACCUACUGCUGAAAAUGAAUCCAGUUCUCCGAAAAUGGGUGUAAGUGAAUUUGAGCCUAAUUAUGAUGUCCAGGAAAGUAUUUUCCAGCCAACCGUGCCUCAAGUAUUCAAUCAAGAAGCCUCGGGUGAUGUAGAAAUGCACCCCGAUUUCAGCUCUGAAAACAAAGAAUAUAAACAGGAACCCCAGGACAUUGAACCAGCGAAAGGCAAAGGUGAGCCAACUUCCAUUGAACAUCUCUCCGAAGUUCGUAAGGAACUCGACCAAGAAUCUACUGAGGCGAGCCCUAUUUUAACGGACAGCAGUUUGACUUCUAAUCGCAGCCCACAAAUACUUGGGGGUUCACCGCCAGAAAACAAAACCAAUAUAAUAGCUAUGGACGAGCCUUCAACAGUCCAUCUCCAGUUAGAAAAACUCAUAGAUGCUUCUGAGUGUCUGACUUAUUCCAACGACAUGGUCCCUACUGUUAGCUAUACACAAUCGUCUAUGACGCUUCAUGCUGUUAGCAAUCCUUCCGAAGUCGAUGAUGAAUCAUCUGAAAAUGAUCCAAUAGCAACGGUGGGUGAACAAGGUACUGCUCUCGAUCUAUGCGAACCUGUCGACUCUACCGUUAGGAAUGACAAACAGGAAUCUUUCGAAGUGCUGAAGAGUCCGAACGUCAUUUCCGAUGUCGUUUCCAUGGAAGUUGAUGAGAAAUUGCCUAAAGAAACAUCGGACUCUUCCCCGCUGAACACUGCUGUUGAAUCUGAGCCGAUUCCCAGCAUACAAGAACCUGCUGCCUUUCAAAACAUGGAAGAUUUUAUAUCUAUGGUUGGUGCUGGAAAAGGUCCUAGUUCCAAAUUGCAGGAACCUCUUCCUAUACCACAAAGCCAAAUAAAUAUAGAUACUUAUUCAGUUGAGCCGCCUGAAUCAUUUGUAGUUCCUGAAUCUCAGAACUUAGAACCUUCACUAGUUUCUUCUGAAGAAGGUCAUUCUAAAGACCAUUCUGAAAUGAAUACAGUCUAUUCUUCAGACGACGAGAAUCCAGCAGCUAACCAACUCAGUGUUGAAAGUUCUUUAGAGGAGCAGAAUUCCGUCCAGUCCUCAAUUCCAUCGAUACUCCCUUGUGACAACGCUUCCAUCCAGCCAGACCCUAUCCUUACUCUACCGACUUUCGAAACGAGCAACUCACCUGUCUCCGUGGAAGCAUUCAAUCCCCAACAAGCGAACUUGGACGAAGAUGCUCAAACCGGUUAUCCCCAUUCAGAUAUCACUCUGGAAAAUGGGGGCGGAUUAGUUGACUACGAAUAUACAGAUUCAUCAACCAGUGGAUCCACUAAUCCUCCUUAA